Messenger RNA from Trichophyton rubrum CBS 118892, 3357 nucleotides. RefSeq lists its product as uncharacterized. Gene Ontology annotation, cellular component: cytoplasm. Gene Ontology annotation, molecular function: protein binding. The record is from RefSeq and is a predicted model, not a curated record. NCBI's taxonomy places the organism in Eukaryota, Fungi, Ascomycota, Eurotiomycetes, Onygenales, Arthrodermataceae. Bases 1 to 3357 code for a protein of 1118 amino acids. Gene Ontology annotation, biological process: tRNA methylation. The transcript is spliced from 2 exons.
AUGUGGGGAGGAUAUUCUCUUCGAAUUGUCAGGUUACAUUUGCAAGGAUCAAGGGAAACAGAAAAUGUAUCUCUAUAUCCAGGAAGCGGUGAAUGUCGUGCGCCAGAUUGGAUUUUGGAUACGACCGUUCCCAGUACCAGCUCCGAAAUAAAAGGGGUUAUCCAGGGGUUAUUAAUUACUGCACAUAAUGUAGUUUUUGCCCUUACAUUCCUCCCCUACAAAACCGAACUGGGCAAUGAAAAUAUUAUCCAAUUGCAUGAACUAGGAUCGAAUUUGAGACCUAUUCUCUACUCUGCUGAUAUCACCUGGGGCUCCAACCGUGUCCUUGUUGCUGCUGGAACAGUAUUUGGCGAGAUAAUAAUAUGGUCCUGCCAACUGGCGCUUGAUGCAGAUCCAUGCCAGCAAGCCAACGAUACUAUAACAAUCAACCACUUUUUCACUGGCCAUGAAGGGUCAAUAUUCGGAGUGGAUAUUUCCCCAGACAUACCGAUAAACGGUGGACAGGUAACAAAAAAAUUUGUUGCCAGCUGCAGUGACGAUAGAACCGUCCGUAUCUGGGAUAUAUCUUCAUAUCACCAAGGACUCACCAGCAACGGUGACUUAUCAGCCUGCGAAACCAUCACAAUCAGCCGUGGAACUGGAUUCUAUAUAACCCCAGCCGAUGAAACGUCAUCGGCGCAAGAAUUCUGUCUUGCGAAAGAAUAUGGCCAUGAAGCACGUAUAUGGGGGAUUCGAUUUCUUGACUUCGAGGUCUCUGACGACUACAUCGCUUUCAACUUGAUAUCUAGGUCCGAGGAUUGCACCUCUAUCUUUUGGAACCUCACAACGAAAUAUGAACUCAUCGAUAAUCAAUAUAUACUUCUGAAAAACAGGACUACUUUAAAGCCAAUAUCAUCCUAUUCCUACCACGUGGGGAAAAAUAUAUGGUCCAUGGAUGUGAUCGAGAAUAUGGGUUCAUUUGGCGUGCUCACGGGGGGAGCCGAUAGCAAUAUAUCGUCACUCAUCGUUCCACGGCUAACUGGAGCGUAUAUUCCCGGAAGAAGGGUAAAGAAUUAUACCUACGAUGGAGUUUAUGAUGAAUUCCUUCGCAUUAACAACCACCCUGCUGUGAGUAAUGGGCGCACAAAGAAUUCUAGGAGUGAUGGUAGAAUAAAUUCCUUUGGAUUUAUUUCAGAAGAUUCUUUUAUCGCGCCAUUUACUGAAGGAGUUGCCCUCCUUGGUCAGGUUUCCACACCCGAGCCGCAGGAUAUACGAUCACAGGACGGAAGUGUGCUACAGUGGAGCACCGUUCCUAUUAUUGGGGGAGUAGGUUCCUACGGGGCGAUAACUGGCAUUCCAGAGAGGGAGAUUGGUCUAAUCGGCACGAGUACUGGGCGAAUAUUAUGGUACAGUCACAAAGAAAGACGUGUGGAGGAGCUCGCAGAUAUAGGCCAAGGGAUAUCCGAUAUCUUCGUCAUCCAACCCCCCAAGGGCUAUGAUGGCAAUGAUACCUGCCCUGUUACAUUUAUCACCAGCUCUAGGGCAUUUUCACACGCCAACCUCCUUAUUAUUGAGGCUUCGCCAUCCCCUAAAGUCUUUGCAAAUCAACAACUUGCAUUGCCAGCAGAAUUUGUGGUCUCAAGUGCUCUUUCAAUUCCCUCCAUGUCAUUGCUGAUCCUUGGCGCUAGAUGGGGAAACAUUGUCGUGUUUCGUUUUAGCUUUGAAUUACCGAGAGAAGUGCCAGAAGAUCCGUUAUGUGUCUUCCCAGCGCACAAAAAGGAUGCAGUCACGUCCAUCACCUACUUGCGGGAAGACCGAAACUCAAGUUUUGUGGAUCUUAUUACAACCGGAAGGGAUGGAACCUACUGCAUCCAUCGACUUGACAGAUCGGGCAUUCAGUUCAAAAUGGAAACACUUCACCGGAUAAGUGCCCCAUUCGGCGCGUAUAUUGAGGGUUCCAGGCUAGAUCCUAAGACAGGACACCUGAUACUAUGGGGGUUCCGAAGCACAUAUUUCGUUUUAUGGGAUGAGACAACUCAGACAGAAAUCUUGUCAGUUGAAUGUGGAGGGGCUCAUAGAAGAUGGGCAUACCAUUUCGGGAAUAUGGGCCAUGUGCUCUUGUGGAUUAAGGCAUCAACUUUUAAUAUUAUGUCAGAGCAAUUUCAGUGUCAUCACCGUGUAAGGCAAGGGGGGCAUGGCAGGGAAAUAAAAGCUAUGUCAAUAUCCAAAAUGCAGGUUGACAGCGCUAAGGCCCCAUGGACGGUACUUGCAACCGGCGCUGAAGAUACCGAAAUUCGUUUCUUCACGCUUAACGAAGGGGCAGAAGGGAAGGAUGGCUUUCGUUCCAUACGAGCCAUCAAGAAACAUAGCGCAGGAUUGCAGCACCUCCAAUGGUCAACGAGCGGCAGAUUUUUGUUCAGCAGUGCCGGAAGGGAGGAGUUCUAUGUCUGGAGAAUUAGAUGGAUACCUGGAUUUGGGAUCGGUGUUUUGAAUGAAAGUGAAGCUCCCAAGUCUCGAGUGAAUUCUGAUCUACGGACAACACAUUUCGACGUUAUCAACGUCACAGCAGAUGAUAGCGGGCGUGAAUCAUUCCUGAUCGCCAUGGCCUACUCUAAUUCGACUGCAAAGGUAUUUCACUACUUGUCGUCUGCAGAGGGUGGAGAGUUUACACUCCUAGCGCAGGGGGUAUACACAAGCAACUGCCUUACACAAAUCCGGCUAGUGAUGUCGGGUUCUGAGCUGCAACUUAUCACAGGGUCGACAGAUGGACACAUAGCAGUUUGGGAUUUGACACCAUCGAUCAAGCCAUAUUUUGGUUUAGGCGGCAGAUCCAUCAAGCGCAGGGAUGACGUACCGUUCCCUGCCGAGCCGGUGUCGAUCAAAUGGGGAGAUCGUAGAACCGCACACCAGAGCAGCAUAAAGGCAAUGGAGCUGCUCCCGCUACCAGGGGCACAAGUCCUGCUCAUCACUGGUGGAGAUGAUAAUUGCCUCGCCUUUUCGACCCUCAGAUUCUCGGAGUCUUCAACCUCCGGGCCUUGUCCGAGCCUUAUCAGCCGCUUCUCAACGGUUUCGUAUCCAAAUGCGCAUGCUUCGGCAAUCAAUGCCAUCUGCCAGGUGCGGUGUAUUGAACAUGGAGCGGAUAAAAGGAUGGUUGGAUUCCUUGUCGCAUCAAGCGGGAAUGACCAAAGGAUCAAACUAUGGUCUGCAUUGGUUGAUAGUAUAGACGGGGAUGUUCAGGUAUCUCUGCAGGGCGAUAUGUACACCGCCGUGGCCGAUCUGUCCGCAAUAGAUCAAUUCACAGUGCAAGCCAGCGGACAAGACAGGGAGUACCUUGUUCUCUGUGGUGUUGGGAUGGAAAUGUGGGAUGUUUGUACAUAG